Molecule: messenger RNA, 2355 nt
Organism: Wickerhamiella sorbophila
Lineage: Eukaryota; Fungi; Ascomycota; Dipodascomycetes; Dipodascales; Trichomonascaceae
Exons: 1
Coding region: 1-2355 (784 amino acids)
Biological process (GO): regulation of transcription by RNA polymerase II
Cellular component (GO): transcription regulator complex
Molecular function (GO): DNA-binding transcription factor activity, RNA polymerase II-specific; RNA polymerase II cis-regulatory region sequence-specific DNA binding
Source: RefSeq, a predicted model, not a curated record
AUGCCAAAAGCCGAAGACCGCAUGAUCUCAGGUCCCCAAAGCCUAUCCCGAGUGCCGCAGACCCCCUUGGCUCACCGGUUGGGCUCUCAUCAACUGCCGACGCAAAACACACAGCUACUACCUUCUGCGCUAGAGGUCACUCCUCCGCACACUGCCUACCAUGAUAAAUAUCGCGACAUGCGCCAAAUGAUGCCAGUGGCUAACCGGGCGGACCGCUCGGCCAGUCUUGCCAGGACCAUGAUCACACCAAACAGCACAAAACGCAGUAACCCGCCGGAAUCGAACCAAAGUGUCACAUGGCGUCCUGCUCCGGGCCUUCCUGCCCCUCCAGAAUUCCGCAUUAAUACCCUGAACGUCUCCACAGCCCCUGCGGGCCCCCAGCCGCCUAGCGGGCCCGAGCGGCCAGCCUCUGCUUCUCCAACUGCUCAGGUCGACCCUAAUGCCCCGGUUACCGACCUUGAGGUUUAUAUGGGAUAUCUUGCGCGUCAGAAGCGCGUCCCUGCCACGAGGUUUAUGGUGUGGUCCAAGGAGGUCGAGGAGGCCUUCAUGGAAGCCAUCAAACUUAUUCCCAGAGUAGGGAGACGCAAAAUCACCGUUGGUGGAAAGCUUCGCGGCCGCAAUGAACUGAUUGCCGAUUACAUUUAUAAAAAGACCAAGAAACGCCGGACGCGCAAGCAAGUCUCCAGCCACAUCCAGGUCUUGAAACACGUGCUUAAAGACGAUGAGACUUUUAUGGCGAUGGUAGCUGACCCUCCCGAGACCGAACCCACUGAUGGCACUUCAGGUGAGCUUUUUGAUCAAUUGAUCGCUAAGCUCAGUGCCGAAAGUUUUGACGAUUUUGUUAGCAAGCUGCGUAACAAGGACGCGGAUGAUGCCAACAACGGCUCUGACGGCGGUAGCGAACCUCUGCCUCAGGCUAGUUCAUCGGCUUCUUCCGGCACUCCUCCUAAUGCUCACAUGCCAACCAUUAAAGAGGAGCUGGAGACUUCGAGCCCACCGCCCAUGUUCCAGCCUGCGCCCUUAGAGCCUGUCCAGAUCGAGCUUUCGACACCUCGACGAGGCGUGAGCAACAACUUUGUGCAUAAUUUGGGUCUACAGCACCCGCCUUUCGACUGGACAAGCUCACAGCUGGCUACACCUCCACACCCCGGGCGCCGUGGACACCGCCGUGGACAAUCUAGCCUCGAUCUUGGCGGUGAACGGGUUGUCCCAGUUUCUUUCAGACUUGCUCGUGCUGGUGACCAUCCUCAUAUUUUCACAAAUCUACUGCGUCCGCAGUACGAGUCACCCAAUGCACCCAAGCAGUUCAGUCAACUUGCCUCGAGAUUUGAGGAAGUCGCUAAAAUGCAACUGAAUAAUAUUAUUCUACCCUCUACCCCAGUAAUUCACUGCUUAUCGAAGCUUGAUGUGAAUGCUGCUCGCUCAGGGUACGAGCGCCCUACCUUAUCCGUCGACGCAGGAUUUGUUGUUAGUGGAUUCACACCAUUCAACCUCUUGUUUUCGCCUGCUCCAGCAUCGCCUGCUGGAUUCGAGCGGGUACCUAAUCAUCGGUGGGCAUGUGUCACUAAAGUUUACUCGAUGGGACGUUGUUUAUUAUCGGUCCGCGACGAGGUUCCGAGUCAGGAGAAUAUUUAUCAGGGCACGGAGCGCCUGCAACUGCCAUUUACUACGGACUUUUGGUCGCCGUUCCUUGAGGGCUUCACUGGCCAGGCUGACCGCACCAAAAACCCUGAUUUGGCAAUUUCUGCGGUUACAGUCACGCAGGCAGUCUAUUGCGAACGCAAAGGACAGGAUGCACCUCACCUCGCCUUUAUUGUUCUAUACGAGUUUGAGCGUGCUCGCGAUCCGUUCUCAGCUCGCACAAUCUUCCGUCGUGUUCGCACAUCUCCUUCGCCAGCUCAGGGGCCUACAAACGUUUCUGCUGGCCCCACUAUAGCGACUGGUCCUGGCUCUGGGUCUGGUACCCCCGUUGCUUUGUUGAACAUGCACAGCAUGCAUAAUGUGCCAAGUAAUAUUCAUGAUGCUGUCCACCCAGAUGGACUCAUGGGGUCGCUGGGAUCUCCCGGCCCUGCUGCGCACAGUGGCCAGCAUAUUGGAGGACUAUUGCCUCAAAGUCUUGGAUCACCGCGCCGAGGCAUUGAAGCACCAAUUGCUCGGUCCAUGUCGACAGUUGGAGUUUACCACCCUCCUCCCAUGGGCCAUAUGAAUCUUCCUCCUGAACCAAUCAGUGCAACUGCUGCGCCAUCGGACUUUGCUCCGUUCAUGUUCGAGCCUGAACCAAUUGCCCGAUCCAUGACUGCAUUCGAGCCUAUGAACUGGUCAAAUGAUAUCCAGGACUGGUGUAUUUUUGAGUGA